CCGUCAAAACUUUGUUUAAAUCAAAAAAUAAGGCCAGAUUCGGAAUCAGCAGCAUACAACGAAUCCGAAUAUGUGUGUUUAAACGAAAAAUAAAAAGUGCUGAAAUUUUGAAUUACCGGCGCCUUACAUACUGAUAUCAUUCUCAUUAUUCUGUUCAAUAUAUCGAUGGACUUAAAGGUGCUUUAAUCAUACACGAUCCAAAAGAUCCAUGGAUAUCGGCGUAUGAAGAUGAAGGUAUUUUAAUGUUAAUUGAUUGGUAUCAUACAUUAGCUUUAGAUUUAGAAGCCUACUAUUUAUCUCCUGCUAGUAAUGGCACGGAACCAAUACCCGAAAAACCAAAUAAGCGAAUCGAUCGAGCUGGUGGAGAUGUCUGCGAUACACUCGUUAAUUUUUGUGACGGAGGUCAGUGAGAGAAUAUUUUCUGAAAAAAGUAGAAUAUCGAAAUAACGUUAGUUACGUCUCAAAAUGAGCAUUACUGAAUGGUCAUUUUAUCUGCAUUCG
Didymodactylos carnosus is the source of this 501-nucleotide messenger RNA. The record is from the annotation of a GenBank genome assembly. NCBI's taxonomy places the organism in Eukaryota, Metazoa, Rotifera, Eurotatoria, Philodinida, Philodinidae.